Molecule: messenger RNA, 642 nt
Organism: Aspergillus nidulans FGSC A4
Lineage: Eukaryota; Fungi; Ascomycota; Eurotiomycetes; Eurotiales; Aspergillaceae
Product: 2-oxoglutarate and iron-dependent oxygenase domain-containing protein
Exons: 4
Coding region: 1-642 (213 amino acids)
Source: RefSeq, a predicted model, not a curated record
AUGGGUAUUGUCAUUAUAGAUGGGAAAAGUGAAGAAAGAAAGGCUUGUCCGAGCCAGGUUGCGCGCCGGCUCUCGUAUUCACAUAAUAACCAAAAUGCCAACUACAGUCUUCGAAACCCCGGCUAUCGCUACGUGCAGGUCCCUGAGACAGCCUCGAGCCUCGACUGGGCCGGCUUGAAGACACUGGAUCUUGCAAAGUAUGAUUUGCUCGGGGGAAAACAAGAGCUGGCUGUAGAACUCACAAAGGCCAUUGAAGACGGUUUCUUCUACGUCGAAAAUUAUGGUUUGAGCAAGGAAGAAGUCGACGCCCAGUUUGGUCUAGCUAAAAGGGUCCUCCCCCUGCCCAACGAUGAGAAGCAGAAGUAUCGCGCCGCCCUCGAACAAGGAGACUACAACGGAUGGAAGCCAGCCGAGCACGCGGGUCGCCCGCAUCCAGAGGUUGUCAGGGCGCUUUGGCAUACUAUUGAACGGUUCUCAAAACAUGCUCACUACCAUAUUUUCAGGAAGCUGCCAGUUAUCUUUGCGGUUGCUCUUGGCCUUAAGGAUGAGGAGUGGUUAGUGAAGAGACAUCACUACGACCGAAUGUUGGGGGAUCAUCUGCGGUACAUGAAGUACUAUGCCAGGAGUGAGGAGGAGAAUUGA